AUGGCAGCCUCUCUUCCUUCCCAAUAUUCUUCCUUGAGCAAAAUCAAUGAAGAAGAGAGGGAUGAAACCUUAAAAAAGGUGGAGAGAAGCUAUGAAAGAUAUAGAGAGCUAAUCUCAACCCUUCCAAAGGAAAAAGGUUGGGUAUCUGAUUUGUGCUUGUAUGAGGGCUUUUGGUGCGAACGCCUGGCUGGUUUGAAAGGUAUCAUGUUUGCUCAGGAACAUUUUCAGGCUCGCCCCACCGAUGUUUUCUUGAUCUCCACACCUAAAUCCGGUACAACAUGGCUCAAAGCCCUAAUUUUUGCGAUCAUGAAGAGAACUUGCUACACCAAUUCCACUCACCCUCUUCUCACCACUAACCCCCAUGAUUGCAUUCCUUUCUUAGAGCUCAGGCUUUUCAGGGAACCCCCAGUCGCAGAUGUUGAGAAGUUGCCCUCUCCUCGCCUUUUUGCGACACACAUUCCUUACACGUCGUUGCCAAAGCCUAUUCUGUGUUCUGGUUGUAAAAUAGUUUAUGUAUGCCGGGAUUCUAAAGACGUGUUGAUAUCGAUGUGGUAUUAUAUGGUCAAGAUGAGAUCCAAAGAUCUUCCUCCUCUUUCGUUAGAAGAGGCAUUUAAGUUGUUCUCUAAAGGUCUCUCUAUUUAUGGACCCUUCUGGGACCAUGUGCUCGGUUAUUGGAAUGCUAGUAUGGAAUGUCCUCAAAGAAUUUUCUUCCUGAGAUAUGAAGAAUUAAAGAAAGAGACAUUGAUAAACGUAAGGAGAUUGGCAGAGUUUUUGGGGCAACCUUUCUCCAUGGAGGAGGAGAGGGAGCGGGUCGUGGAGGAAAUUAUAGAACUUUGCAGUUUUAAGAGGUUGAGCAACUUGGAGGUGAAUAAAAAUGGUUCACGCGAUGCAGUUAUCAAGAAUGAUAUGUUCUUUAGGAAAGGUGAAGUUGGAGAUUGGAGCAAUCAUCUAACAACUCAAAUGGUCGAGAGUCUCGACCAGAUUACCAAUGAAAAACUACAUGGUAUAUUUUGA
Messenger RNA from Rhododendron vialii, 1014 nucleotides. Its product is annotated as flavonol sulfotransferase-like. The transcript has a single exon. The record is from RefSeq and is a predicted model, not a curated record. Gene Ontology annotation, biological process: sulfation. Lineage: Eukaryota; Viridiplantae; Streptophyta; Magnoliopsida; Ericales; Ericaceae. Gene Ontology annotation, cellular component: cytoplasm. Gene Ontology annotation, molecular function: sulfotransferase activity. Bases 1 to 1014 code for a protein of 337 amino acids.